AUGCUCUUCGGAGAGACCGGAAUGAAAGAUGCCAACCACAACCAAGGCUUUACUGGCUCGCUGGAGGCCAGACUCACCAAGUUUGACAGUGCCGUCCUGGACGGUAAAACGUCAUACCAAGGACGGCCCACGUCAGAAAACAAUGCUCUCUGGAAGGAUCUCUACCGCCACAUGAACUCGCAUAUAUCAGCCGAUGAGGACAAGUUACUUCCCAACAAGACAGCACCAGAGCCGGAGUACGAAGGCAGUGGAUACCUCAUCAUCUUGAACGUCUUCCAUGACCUUCACUGCCUGGACAGCAUUCGCCGUUUAGUAUGGUACUUGCUAGAGGAGCAGUGGAAUAGCACCUAUAAUCCAUAUACCCUCUUUGACAAUCCAAUGGACGCUCUGUUUAAGAGGGGUGAAAAGGGUAUGAGCAUCGACCAUGUAGGUAAUUGGAUCGAUGUGUUGCGCCAGUCCACUCAGUGCAAUACCGACAUCACGCCCAACGUGUACCAAUACAGCUCCAAGGUUAACAAGAUCAUGGCACGGGGCACUGUUUUACACGAGUGUCGUAAUUUCGACCGGGUUAAUGAUUGGGCUAAGCAGCAUGAGACCUUGAAUCCCAUUGGCAUGUUUGGGGAUGGUCCCGAAUCGGACAAGUGUGCUUUUGAAGAUAAUUGGACAUGUUUGUAUGAAUAG
Talaromyces rugulosus is the source of this 681-nucleotide messenger RNA. RefSeq lists its product as uncharacterized. Bases 1 to 681 code for a protein of 226 amino acids. The transcript has 2 exons. The record is from RefSeq and is a predicted model, not a curated record. Gene Ontology annotation, biological process: mycotoxin biosynthetic process. NCBI's taxonomy places the organism in Eukaryota, Fungi, Ascomycota, Eurotiomycetes, Eurotiales, Trichocomaceae.